AUGAUGUGGUUUUGCGCAGCGGUGGCGGCCGCGGUGAUAACCGCUUUGAAUGUACGAGGCGAACAAGUUCUGCUUCUUGACACUACGACCGAAGAUACUCUCGGAUGGACACGUUAUCCGUAUGGCCCUCAAGCCAACACUCCUGGAUGGCUUGAAGAAUCUUACACAAAUUUUGAGAAACAAAUAAACUGGCGAUCGUACGUGGUGUGUGAUGUAGCACAUCAUAAUGUUAAUAAUUGGUUAUGGACUCCAUUCAUAGAGAGAAGAAAUGCAAACCGAAUUUAUAUUGAAAUUAAAUUUACUAUUCGAGACUGUUCACUCUUUCCAGGUAAUGCUCUAAGUUGCAAGGAAACAUUUAGCUUACUAUACUAUGAGUUUGAUGUUGCGACACGUGAACAACCGCCAUGGGAGCCUGAAAGCUACAAAUUAGUGGGUCGAAUUGCAGCUGGUGAAGGUAGAUUUAACACUAACUCCGAGGUAGAUAUUAAUACUGAAGUAAAGAGUAUAGCUGUAACAAAGCGUGGUGUUUAUAUUGCAUUUAGAGAUCAAGGGGCUUGUAUAUCUAUUUUAGCUGUAAAAGUUUAUUAUAUAACUUGCCCUGAAGUGACAAUCAACUUUGCUAAGUUUCCUGCCACACCAACUGGCCGUGAGGUAACCGUUAUAGAACAAGCAAAUGGUACUUGUGUUGAAAAUGCUGAAACAGCUCCUGGUGAAGCAUCUCCUGUAUAUUUGUGUAAAGGUGAUGGUAAAUGGACUCUUCCAAGUGGCUCAUGUAAAUGUCGAGCUGGUUAUGAACCUGAUUACAACAACCAAAUAUGUAAUGAGUGCUCACCUGGUAAAUUCAAAUCUCAUACUGGAGAUGAGCCUUGCAUACCAUGUCCAGACUAUUCAGAAACUACAGCUUAUGCAUCGGCAGAAUGUAAAUGUGUUCCGGGUUUUUUCAGAGCUAAAAAAGAUCCAAAAAAUAACCCUUGUACUCAACCACCCACAGCACCUGAUAAUUUAACUGUGACAUUUGCUGAUCAAUUUUCUAUAUCACUUGCAUGGCAGCCUCCUCAUAAAACUGGAGGUCGAGCUGAUGUGACAUACAAAGUACAUUGUUUAAAUUGUGGCCCUAAUGUAGAAUAUCGACCGGCUGCUUCUGGUCUCAAUUCAACGAGAGUAACUAUAAUGGGCUUAGAUCCAGUAACAGAAUAUAAAUUCCAAGUUUUUGCUUUAAAUGGUGUAUCAGAUUUGACUGGUGAACCUGCAAAAAAGGUAGAAAUAACUGCUGUCACUGAAGCCUCUGUUGUCAGUGUGAUUACUAAAUUGAGAGUUGUCAGUGUUGAAAGUGACAAAUUAGCACUUGCUUGGAACCCUCCACCAAUAGAUUUAACAGAUCCAGAUGAUGCUAUUGAAAGUUAUGAAGUCAAAUGUUUUCCAAAAGACAAUCUGGAAAAAACAGCUAAUGCAACAGUUAAAAUAACAAAAGAACCGCACAUUAUUAUUACCGGCUUAAAGAGAGAUACUGAGUAUGGAAUAAGAGUAAGAGCAAAAAUGAAAAGAGGUUGGGGAGAAUUGAGUGGAAUUGUUUAUGCAAGAACUGGAUCUGUACUUGAGACAUCAUUUGUUGGAGAAGAAGAAGGUGCACAGGUACGAUUAGUUGCAGGUGUAAUGGUAGCAGUAGUUGUUCUCUCAGUAGUGGCAAUUAUUGCCACUGUUUUAUUUUUACGGUCUCGUGCUGACGAUGAGUGUGAUAAAAAACAGCCAAGCGAUUGUAAUGCUUUGAACUAUCGCAAUGGGGAAGUAUACACUGGUCCUGAUAGACCCGCAAAAACAAGCAGUAACGCUACAACACCUUUAUUUGCUGGAACUGGGUCUAGAACAUACAUAGAUCCUCACACAUACGAAGAUCCUAAUCAAGCAGUUAGAGAGUUUGCUCGUGAAAUUGAUGCAUCCUGCAUAACAAUAGAAGCAAUUAUUGGUGGUGGAGAAUUUGGAGAUGUUUGUAGGGGCAAACUUAAAUUACCUGCUAGUUGUGGUCAAGAGAUUGAUGUUGCUAUUAAAACGCUCAAACCUGGGUCUACUGAGAGAGCCAGGAGAGAUUUCCUUGCAGAAGCCUCUAUUAUGGGUCAAUUUGAACAUCCUAAUGUCAUAUUUUUGCAAGGGGUUGUUACAAAAUGUAAUCCAAUUAUGAUUAUAACUGAAUUUAUGGAAAAUGGUUCUUUGGAUACUUUUUUACGUGCAAAUGAUGGAAAAUUUCGCGUAUUGCAAUUAGUUGGAAUGUUGCGCGGUAUAGCUACAGGAAUGCAAUAUUUGUCAGAAAUGAAUUACAUUCACCGUGAUCUAGCUGCACGAAAUGUUCUUGUAAAUUCUCAACUUGUAUGUAAAAUUGCCGAUUUUGGUUUAUCGCGGGAAAUCGAGUCAACCGCUGAUGGUGCGUACACAACACGUGGUGGAAAAAUACCCGUACGCUGGACUGCACCUGAAGCUAUUGCCUUUAGAAAGUUCACAUCAGCGAGUGACGUUUGGUCUAUGGGAAUUGUUUGUUGGGAAGUUAUGAGUUUUGGUGAGCGUCCUUAUUGGAACUGGAGUAAUCAGGAUGUUAUAAAAUCUAUAGAAAAAGGUUACCGACUCCCUGCACCAAUGGACUGCCCGGAAGCAGUUUAUCAGUUGAUGCUUGAUUGCUGGCAGAAAGAACGUACUCAUCGACCCACAUUUGCAAGUAUUGUUAAAACUCUAGAUAAGCUUAUUCGUUGUCCUGACACAUUGAGAAAAAUAGCCCAAAACCGUUCAGCAGAUCCCCUUGCAGGUGAUACUCCUGACUUAAUUCAAUUUUCUUCUGUUGAAGAAUGGUUGGAGUGCAUUAAAAUGUCUCGAUAUAUUGAGAAAUUUAGAGCUGCAGGAAUCACAGACAUGAAUGCAGUUGUUGAUCUUACUGUGCACCAACUAGCUUCUUUAGGAGUGACUCUGGUUGGACAUCAGAAGAAAAUAAUGAACAGUGUUCAAAGUAUGCGUGCUCAAAUACGCGUCAGUGGCCCAUAUGGUUUUCUUGUUUAAUAAAGUGUCAAAGCAUUGCUAGUUAAUGUGAGAAGAAGACCACUAGAUGGCGAUCUCCCUUUACUCGUGAUUCGAAUACAGUGAUUAAUAUUUAAAAAAUGAUGCAUUUGUAUAUUUUUCUAAAAAGAACUCAUAAGAAUAGACAAUUUUGGUAAACAUAGAUGUCUUUCAAUAGAUUAGGUAUAAUUAUAAUUUUUUAUAUGUUAUUAGAAUUUGAUUGUUUUGUACACAUAUAUUUUUUGGUACUGUCAGAAUGUACUCAUAGCAUGACAGUCUGUCAAAUACAUACAAAAAUCUCAAGUUAAGUAUGUAACAUCUCGCUGCUACAUUGAAAUAAUUGCCAUUAUUAAUUUCUUUAAUAGGUUGUAUGUUUUCAUAACAAUAAAUUGUAAAUAUUUUGAAUGU
Molecule: messenger RNA, 3444 nt
Organism: Melitaea cinxia (Glanville fritillary)
Lineage: Eukaryota; Metazoa; Arthropoda; Insecta; Lepidoptera; Nymphalidae
Gene: Eph
Product: ephrin type-B receptor 1-B
Exons: 1
Coding region: 1-3039 (1012 amino acids)
Biological process (GO): cell surface receptor protein tyrosine kinase signaling pathway; axon guidance; protein phosphorylation
Cellular component (GO): neuron projection; plasma membrane
Molecular function (GO): transmembrane-ephrin receptor activity; protein binding; ATP binding
Source: RefSeq, a predicted model, not a curated record